Molecule: messenger RNA, 834 nt
Organism: Penicillium cataractarum
Lineage: Eukaryota; Fungi; Ascomycota; Eurotiomycetes; Eurotiales; Aspergillaceae
Gene: pre8
Product: proteasome core particle subunit alpha 2
Exons: 5
Coding region: 1-834 (277 amino acids)
Biological process (GO): ubiquitin-dependent protein catabolic process
Cellular component (GO): proteasome core complex, alpha-subunit complex; proteasome core complex
Source: RefSeq, a predicted model, not a curated record
AUGGCGGACCGCUACUCCUUCUCCCUGACUACGUUCUCGCCCAGUGGAAAGCUGGUGCAGAUUGAAUAUGCUCUAAAUGCGGUCAACCAGGGUGUCACGGCCCUGGGCAUCAAAGCCACCAAUGGAAUUGUCCUCGCCACCGAAAAGAAAUCCUCCUCGCCGCUCAUCGACCCUCCCUCGCUCUCCAAGAUCUCCCUGAUCACUCCGGACAUCGGCAUGGUCUACGCCGGCAUGGGCCCCGAUUACCGCGUGCUGGUCGACAAGGCCCGCAAGGUCUCGCACACGGGCUACAAGCGCAUCUACAACGAAUACCCGCCGACGCGGAUACUGGUGCAGGACGUUGCCCGGGUGGUGCAGGAGGCCACGCAGUCCGGUGGUGUGCGGCCAUACGGUGUUAGUCUGUUGGUCGCGGGCUGGGAUGAGGGUAUUGAGCCCGAGGCGGCCGAUAUGAAGAAGGACUCGGACUCGCCUGCUAAAUCUGCCGGCAAGACUGGUGGAAUCCUUAAGGGCGGUCCCAGUCUGUACCAGGUUGAUCCUAGCGGUAGCUAUUACCCGUGGAAGGCGACGGCCAUUGGCAAGCAUGCGACGAGCGCCAAGACUUUCUUGGAGAAGCGGUACACUGAGGGGUUGGAGCUGGAGGAUGCGAUCCACAUUGCGCUGUUGACGCUCAAGGAGACUAUUGAGGGUGAGAUGAACGGGGACACAAUAGAGAUUGGUAUUGUGGGCCCACCUGCGGAUCACCUGUUGGGCUACGAGGGUGUGGAGGGUGCUCAAGGCCCGCGGUUCAGGAAGUUGACCAAGGAGCAGAUCGAGGACUACCUGACCAACCUAUGA